Syngnathus typhle (broad-nosed pipefish) is the source of this 838-nucleotide messenger RNA. It is a transcript of the gene mad2l1, whose product is annotated as MAD2 mitotic arrest deficient-like 1 (yeast). The transcript has 5 exons. Lineage: Eukaryota; Metazoa; Chordata; Actinopteri; Syngnathiformes; Syngnathidae. Gene Ontology annotation, biological process: mitotic spindle assembly checkpoint signaling. Gene Ontology annotation, cellular component: cytoplasm; nucleoplasm; kinetochore. Bases 141 to 752 code for a protein of 203 amino acids. The record is from RefSeq and is a predicted model, not a curated record.
ACGCAUGCGCAGUAGUCUAUGGGCAGGCCAUUUUCAAACAAAACCGCGGGCAGCAUUUUAGCAAUUUUAACAAGAAAGAAAUCUCGACGAACUUUUGUUGAAGCGUUUAGGACAAAAACAGACGAAAAUCAAACCACACAAUGACCAGCACACUCAAAGGAAUUACUCUCAAAGGAAGCGCGGAGCUUGUGGCUGACUUCUUUUCUUUUGGUAUCAACAGCAUCUUGUACCAGCGUGGCAUUUAUCCUCCGGAGCAAUUCACCAGAGUGAGCCAGUAUGACAUGAGCCUUCAAGUCACCUCAGAUCCUGAACUAAAGAACUACCUCGAUAGUGUGGUGUCGCAGCUCAAAGAGUGGCUCCUCAACUGCACGGUGCAGAAGCUGGUGUUGGUGAUCACAUGUCUGCAAACCAACGAGGUAUUGGAACGCUGGCAGUUUGAUAUCGAGUGCGACAAGUCGGCCAUGGAGUGCAGUAGUGCCCCUCGAGAAAAGCCCAUUCAAACCAUCCAGGGUGAGAUCCGCUCAGUUCUCAGGCAGAUAACCGCCUCCGUGACCUUCCUGCCCCUGCUGGAAACGCCGUGUAGCUUCAACCUCCUGAUCUACACCGACAGAGACCUCGCCAUUCCCGAUAAGUGGGAGGAGUCCAACCCGCACUGCAUCAGCGACCCAGAGGAGGUGCGCCUGCGCUCGUUCACCACAACCAUCCACAAGGUGUGCAGCAUGGUCACUUACAAGAAGACGUGCUCGCUUUAAAAUGGGGUUUCAAACCCGGGGUGGGCCACAACACCCCAAAUUCAAUGCCACUCACACAUACAGUAAUAAACAUAUUUUUUUUCAUA